AUGCAAAUUGUUGAUACCCAAAAGAGUGACCUGGGUACUAAUAAUCUCGAUACUCUUCGGAGCUUGCGCAUCUUGGCGACAGUGUACCAGGAUCAAGGCCUUUAUCACAAAGCCGAAUCGCUUCUUACACAAGUCAUCGAUACUGGUACCAAGGUGUUUGGCACCGACCACCCUCAAAGCAUUAUAAGCAUGAGUCAACUAGCAAUCUUGUACUUGCAUCAAGAGAAAUCAUCAGAGGCCGAAACAGUACUCGUGGACGUUACCGAAAUCUGCAAGAGGACACUCGGCGAGGAGCAUACAAAUACCGUGGGUCCGAUGAGACUUUUAGCGUUCGUAUACACACAUCUAGGUCGGUGGCAAAAGUCAGAGUCUCUGUACAGGCAACUUCUCGAUACCUGUAAGAGCAAACAUGGAGCUGAAGAUCCUUUGACCUUGACCAUCACGCAUGACCUUGCCAUUUCCCAGGGUAUGCUAGGUCGUUUUACAGAUGCUCAAAGCUUGUUGAGAACAUGUGUGGAGAUACGGGCGAGACUACUAGGUCCUGAUCACCCUGACACUGUGAAAUCUGUGGAAUGGUUGAAACUAGUUAGCACAGCGCAUGAAUCGUUGGAGGCAAUCAAGGAAUGA
Penicillium daleae is the source of this 627-nucleotide messenger RNA. RefSeq lists its product as uncharacterized. The record is from RefSeq and is a predicted model, not a curated record. Lineage: Eukaryota; Fungi; Ascomycota; Eurotiomycetes; Eurotiales; Aspergillaceae. The transcript has a single exon. The coding region runs from base 1 to 627 and encodes 208 amino acids. Gene Ontology annotation, molecular function: protein binding.